GCGUCUUGUAGCGAAGCCAGCAGGUGCGGUGCUGGAGGCGACCCACCCGGCCAACCGCCGCCUCUGUGCCCGCGGGGCGAGCUCGCGAUGGGAGGCGCAGCCCGCGAGCGCGGGAGGAAGGACGCGGCGCUGCCGGGGGCCGGGCUCCCACCGCAGCAGCGGAGGCUGGGGGAUGGUGUCUACGAUACUUUCAUGAUGAUAGAUGAAACCAAGUGCCCACCCUAUUCAAACACACUUUGCAACCCCUCUGAAGCACCUGUCUCCAGAAGGCUAAAUAUUACCACUGAGCCAUUCACAAGAGGCCACACUCAGCACUUAGUGAAUGGAAGUGAGAUGAAGGUGGAACAGCUGUUUCAAGAAUUUGGCAACAGAAGAUCCAAUACUCUCCAGUCAGAGGGCACCAGCAACUCGGAAAAGUCCUCUCCGGCUUCUCAGGGGAAAAGUCCCGAAAGCCUGAGCACGGUGAAGUGCAGCCUUUCCACCAGGCCGUCUAAGGUGCUGCCGCUGACUCCCGAGCAGGCGCUGAAGCAGUAUAAGCACCAGCUCACCGCCUAUGAGCGGCUGGAGAUCGCCAGCUACCCAGAGAUCUACUUCGUGGGUCCGAAUGCCAAGAAGCGGCAAGGGGUUCUUGGUGGUCCCAAUAACGAUGGAUACGACGACGCAGACGGGGCCUAUAUUCAUGUGCCCCGGGAUCAUCUGGCUUACCGCUAUGAAGUGCUGAAAAUCAUUGGCAAGGGGAGUUUUGGACAGGUAGCCCGGGUCUAUGAUCACAAACUUCGGCAGUAUGUGGCCCUGAAAAUGGUGCGCAAUGAGAAACGCUUUCAUCGCCAGGCAGCCGAGGAGAUCCGGAUUUUGGAGCAUCUUAAAAAGCAAGACAAAACUGGUAGCAUGAAUGUCAUCCACAUGCUAGAAAGUUUCACCUUCCGGAACCACGUGUGCAUGGCCUUUGAAUUGCUAAGCAUAGACCUGUAUGAACUCAUUAAAAAAAACAAGUUCCAGGGUUUCAGCGUCCAGUUGGUUCGAAAGUUCGCCCAGUCCAUCCUGCAGUCCUUGGACGCUCUUCACAAAAACAAGAUCAUCCACUGCGACCUGAAGCCAGAAAACAUUCUCCUGAAACAUCACGGCCGAAGUGCGACCAAGGUCAUCGACUUUGGCUCUAGCUGCUUUGAGUAUCAGAAGCUUUACACGUAUAUCCAGUCCCGUUUCUACAGAGCCCCAGAGAUCAUCCUGGGGUGCCGCUACAGCACCCCGAUCGACAUAUGGAGCUUUGGUUGCAUCCUUGCAGAACUUUUGACAGGACAGCCCCUGUUCCCGGGAGAGGACGAAGGAGACCAGUUGGCCUGCAUGAUGGAGUUGCUAGGAAUGCCACCGCAGAAACUUCUGGAGCAAUCCAAACGUGCCAAGUACUUUAUUAACUCCAAAGGCUUGCCCCGGUACUGCUCCGUAUCUACCCAGACAGACGGGGGCGUGAUGCUUCUCGGGGGUCGCUCACGCAGGGGUAAAAAGCGAGGCCCGCCAGGCAGCAAAGACUGGGCAACCGCACUGAAGGGGUGUGAUGACUACUUGUUCAUAGAGUUUCUGAAACGAUGCCUUCAGUGGGACCCCUCUGCCCGCCUCACCCCGGCUCAAGCAUUAAGACAUCCUUGGAUUAGCAAGUCUACACCCAAACCUCUCACCAUGGACAAGGUGCCGGGGAAGCGGGUAGUUAAUCCUACAAAUGCUUUCCAGGGACUGGGUUCCAAGCUGCCUCCAGUCGUUGGAAUAGCCAGUAAGCUUAAAGCUAACCUCAUGUCUGAAACCAGUGGUAGUAUACCUCUGUGCAGUGUAUUGCCAAAGCUGAUUAGCUAGUGGAGACUGAUACAUACGUAUUUUUAAUUACCUUGCAAACAUGCAAAUGGAAAAUGGAAUAAUUGAAGCCCAUUCGCUGAUGGAUAUGUUUUUGUUAGACUUUUUUUUAACAAAGCAGAACAUUUUUAUAUGACUGUAAAAGAACGCUUCAAGGGCUAAUGUCUAGCCAGCUUGUAUUGGCCAUCUGGAGUAUACAUUAAAUGACUUUUUCAUAGGUCA
This is a messenger RNA of Mus pahari (shrew mouse), 2067 nucleotides long. It is a transcript of the gene Dyrk3, whose product is annotated as dual specificity tyrosine phosphorylation regulated kinase 3. Gene Ontology annotation, molecular function: ATP binding; protein serine/threonine/tyrosine kinase activity; protein serine/threonine kinase activity. Gene Ontology annotation, biological process: peptidyl-serine phosphorylation; peptidyl-threonine phosphorylation; cytoplasmic stress granule disassembly. Bases 88 to 1848 code for a protein of 586 amino acids. Lineage: Eukaryota; Metazoa; Chordata; Mammalia; Rodentia; Muridae. The transcript is spliced from 3 exons. The record is from RefSeq and is a predicted model, not a curated record. Gene Ontology annotation, cellular component: nucleus.